AUGAAUUAUUUAAAUUUAGAUGUCAUUUAUCAAGCAAAACAAUUAUUAAAUGAAACGUAUCGUGCAAAAAAUUACUCCGAUUACAAAUUAAAUGAAUUACUCAGUAGAAAUUUAACAUUAUUUUGGACUACAAUGCAUCAUUGUUUAAAUUUACACGAUUUAAUCAAUUAUCAAUAUAUUAUAUCGAAUUAUUCCCAAGUUAUCAUGUUACAUCGGGCAAAUGACACAACACCACUACAUCACUACACAAAUUUACACUCUAUCUAUACAUGGUGUAAUCUAGGCAAAUCCACAUGGUUCACAAAUGUAUUCACUAUGAUGCAUCAUAAUUCAUGGCAAGAGAAAGUAUCCAUUGAAUUACAAAAUUAUUUAGUGCCAUGUUUGUUAUUUUUGAAUAGUUUCUGUCUUAUCUUAUGUAUUGUUGGGAUUUAUCGACUUGGUGUAUUGUCGAAUAAGUCACAACAGAAAAUAUUGAUUCUUAUGCGAUAUCAAUCGAUUGUACAAAUGUAUACACCGGCGACAUGGCCCCUAUUAUUAUGGUAUUGUAUUUUUAGUUUGUUAUGGUUAAUUCUAAUCUUUGGUUUGAACAUUAUUACAUCGCAAUAUUUGAAAAUUCAUCCUCCCACUCAUCAUCAUUAUCACCCUACUAAUUUGUAUCAUUACAAUUCAUAUUGCCGUAUAGUGAAUUAUUUAAAAAGUAUAUUAAAGUAUAUUCCAACAUGGCUGGCGAGUUUAAUGUUAUGUGAUCGAGCGAUUGGUGAAUACCGGAAUCGUUAUCAAGUGUACGCGCCAACCGUGUUAUACAAUCAUGAUGAUUUCGUACGAUUACGCCACCCAUCACAUACAUCAUACACGCUAGAUGAUGAGCGUAGAAAAUAUUCAAUGAUCAAUCUGAAAAAGGAUAAUGAUAAUAAGUUAUUUAGAAUACAUGUAGACAAUGUUAAAAUGAAUGUCAAGCCAAGGAAAUCAUGUUUAUGUUGUCAUAAAAAUUCAUAUAUUCAUUGUAUAUUUCAUGGAUUACAACGAAUCCCAGCGGAACAUCGAUUUCAAGCAACUGCACAAUCAUCAACACGACGAAACGAUCAGAGUACACCACAAAUGGAAUUAACUACUACUACUAGUAGUAGUAGUAGUAGAAAUUAUGAACAAUUAUUACGCGAUUUGACGAGUUGGAAUGAAUGUGGUCUAAGUCGUAUUGGUGGCUUAGUAUUAUUUAGUAUUGUGACAUCGAUUAUAUGUUUGAUUAAUACACAUUUAAUAUGGUUGUAUAAAAUUAAAAAGUCAACAAAACGUUGUAUUUUGUCGGCUGGUGAUACUUAUAUCUUGUCAGUGUUCUAUCCGUAUUUAUUAAAGGUAAGCACGUAUGUAUGUAUGUAA
Messenger RNA from Schistosoma turkestanicum, 1377 nucleotides. NCBI's taxonomy places the organism in Eukaryota, Metazoa, Platyhelminthes, Trematoda, Strigeidida, Schistosomatidae. The record is from the annotation of a GenBank genome assembly.